AGCUGAACCCUAAACCGGAAAUGAACUCCUUCUCGUCCUCGUAGUAGAUUUGUUGACAGAGCUCGGGAUCCGAACUCGAGAUACUCGGGGACAAUGUCCCGUUUCGAAGUUGGCCAAAUCCUCUGGGGCAAGAUAUCCUCUUACACAAUUGCCGUUUCCCUCCGCAACCGUCCCGGCGGGCCAUGGCUUGCCAUAGGGCCGAACUGCGAGCGUUUUGUGGUGAAAACCGGGCCAGAAAACCGGCUGCAGAAAGAAGCCCAAGCACUCCGACUCUUUCGGGGAUGCGGCCCCCUGCGCCAGCUCGUCGAUGAGGUUCAAGACCCACCCUCCCUGGUGCUGGAGUACAUGGACAGCAGCGUCCUCAGCUUGGUGAAGAAGAACAAGCUCGCACGGGUUGAAGCGAAGCGUGCUCUUCAAGCAGCCGCCCAGGCGCUUGUCGCAUUGCACGAGAACGGCAUUGUACACACAGAUGUUAAGCCGGACAACAUCUUGGCCAGGGACAACGCUCCGGGCGGCGCUCUGUACAAACUCAGCGACCUCGGCGACUGUUCCCCAGCAGACGUGCCCUCCAACGAUGGCAACCACCUGAUCGGCGCCGAGAUCUUCUGCGCUCCGGAGGUGCUCCUUGGGAUUCCGUGGACGGCCAAGGCCGAUAUCUGGGGGCUCGGAGCCACAGGAAUCACCCUCAUAACGAGGAGUUACAUCUUCUUCCCCAGGAACCCCCCACCUCCGAAAGACCCGCGGCUAUCCCUCGCCGUUCUCCAGAUCCAGAAUGACUUUUACGGACCCAUCAGCAGAGCCGCGUUUCGCAGCCUCGCAAAGGACUCCGAUUUACCCCUACUGCAACAACUUGAAGAGAGCUACCGCCCGUUUCCACUUUCGAAGGCAUCCCCGCUGGUCAGGCAGGAAGAUGUUGAAUUCUUUGGGUACAUAAUGAGGGCCGACCCAAGAGAGCGCCCAUCAGCAAGCGAGAUUCUGCGGCACCCGUGGUUCGACGGCGUCUAGACAGCCGGCUCGCCUGAGUUCAGAAAGAGACAAGCGAUGGCACGUUCCAGAAUGGUAAUGUGUAAUAUGACUAGGUAAUCGGUAGUAGUUAGGAGUUAGAAUACGUAGGUACAGAAAUGGGAAGUUGUUUAGG
This is a messenger RNA of Chaetomium fimeti, 1138 nucleotides long. RefSeq names its product kinase-like domain-containing protein. Gene Ontology annotation, biological process: intracellular signal transduction; protein phosphorylation. Lineage: Eukaryota; Fungi; Ascomycota; Sordariomycetes; Sordariales; Chaetomiaceae. The record is from RefSeq and is a predicted model, not a curated record. The coding region runs from base 94 to 1005 and encodes 303 amino acids. Gene Ontology annotation, cellular component: cytoplasm; nucleus. The transcript has 4 exons. Gene Ontology annotation, molecular function: protein serine/threonine kinase activity; ATP binding.